AAUGGUUCUAUGAAACGUUAUAAGGCAGGUUUGGUUACCAAGGGUUUUACAUAGGAGUAUAGAAUAAACUAUAAGGAAACAUUUGCUCUAGUUACUCAUCUCACAUCUAUGCACAGCUUGCUUACUAUCGCUGCUAUACGGAGAUGGAAAUUGUUUCAGAUGGACAUGAAAAAUACUUUUCUUAAUGGUGACCUAGAAGAAGAAGUUUAUAUGAAACCACCUCCUAGGCUCAACCAUCCUCCAACCAAGUUUGGUUUUACUUCCAGUCCACAUGAUACAGCUCUGUUCAUUUGUAAGACUGCUCAAGGUAUGGUUUUUUUAUUUCUUUAUGUUGAUGACAUGAUUAUUACUCGAGAUGAUGUCGCAUGUGUUGAGGAGCUAAAACAAUCUCUCAGUCAAAAAUUUGAGAUGAAAGAUCUUGGUGUUUUGAGCUAUUUUCUUGGGCUUAAAGUCACCUCUUUAGAUGAUGGCUAUCUGCUUUCUCAAGUAAAGUAUGCCUCCAAUCUUGUUUCUAAAGCUGAACUCAAUGAUAGUAAUAGUGUUUCUACAGCUUGUAAACCUAAUCUCAAGCUUAUACCUAUAGAUGGCUCUCCACUUUCUAAUCCUUCUCGCUAUCAGCAAUUGGUUGGUAGUCUAGUUUAUCUUACCACAACACGCCCUGACAUAGCAUAUGCACUUCACAUUGUUAGUCAGCUUAUGGCUGCUCCUCACUUCACUUGUUAUACUGCAAUGCUUUGCAUUAUUUGCUAUAUUAAAGGAACAUUGUUUCAUGGACUCCAUUUUUCUACCAACUCCUCUCCUGUGCUUCGCGCUUACUCUGAUGCUGAUUGGGCUUGUGAUCCUUCUAAUCAUAGAUCUACCACUAGUUACUAUCUUUUCCUUGGUAAUUCUCUUAUCUCUUGGUGGAGUAAGAAACAAACUAUUCCAUCUCACUCUCUUGCUGAAGCUGAGUAUAUAGCUCUCGGUGAUAUUACAUCAAAACUUCUUUCAUUACGGUGGCUUCUUGAAGAUAUUGGCAUUCCUUAACCUUCUUCUAUUGAGUUAUAUUGUGAUAAUCAAAGUGUUAUGCAGAUGGCUCAUAAUAAUGUCUUUCAUGAACG
Rubroshorea leprosula is the source of this 1100-nucleotide messenger RNA. The record is from the annotation of a GenBank genome assembly. Lineage: Eukaryota; Viridiplantae; Streptophyta; Magnoliopsida; Malvales; Dipterocarpaceae.